This is a messenger RNA of Sinocyclocheilus anshuiensis, 409 nucleotides long. RefSeq names its product protein LBH-like. The record is from RefSeq and is a predicted model, not a curated record. Gene Ontology annotation, cellular component: nucleus. The transcript has 3 exons. Gene Ontology annotation, biological process: positive regulation of DNA-templated transcription. NCBI's taxonomy places the organism in Eukaryota, Metazoa, Chordata, Actinopteri, Cypriniformes, Cyprinidae. Bases 111 to 404 code for a protein of 97 amino acids.
GCCCGCACGCAGACCCAGCAGAUGAUGAAGUGCGCUCGUGACGCUCGCCGUCUGAAGAUCCAGCGAUAUUUCCAUUGACUAGCAGCGGCUGAUGAGCUCGCAGCUGAGCCAUGAUGACUGACGUGAUGAUCAGCGCCACACCGAUGGACGACAUGAGGCUCAGUCCCAGCAAAGACCGGCUGACCUUCCAGAUCUUUCCGGAUCCCUCAGACUUCGAGCGCUGCUGUAAGCUGAAGGACCGUCUGCCGUCUAUCGUGGUGGAGCCGACGGAGGGCGAGGUGGAGAGCGGGGAGCUGCGCUGGCCUCCUGAGGAGUUCCUGGUGAGCGAAGAGGAGGAGGAGGAGGAGGAGGAAGAGUGCGAUGGAAACCUGCAGAACGAACAGAUGCAGAACUCUCAGCAUUAGAGAGA